AUGGGAAUGAAGUUUGUAGAGAUGAACAUUAGAAGAAAGAAGUUGGAUUGCCGCUGGACUUUUCAAGAAUUGGAUGCAUUGCAGAGUUUGUAUGUUGAUGGGAAUCGGUUUGGAAAUGUUGGUGUAGAGGACAUGCUUUGUCCAUUGAGUAGAUUUUCUGCUCUGCAAUUGCAAGCCAACAUCACACUCAAGACAAUUGUGUUUGGAGGUUCCAAUACAAAGAUGGGAAGAGAUGGACUUACCACCGUUUUUGAAGAUGGUGACAACAAACGAGACGGUUGUACAUCUCCGGAUUCACGACGAUGCGAGUCUAGGACCUGA
Microthlaspi erraticum is the source of this 321-nucleotide messenger RNA. NCBI's taxonomy places the organism in Eukaryota, Viridiplantae, Streptophyta, Magnoliopsida, Brassicales, Brassicaceae. The record is from the annotation of a GenBank genome assembly.